GAAGAAGUGGUGUACGAAUCAAGGAAUAGGACAGUUGCUCGUGUGCGAGGCUCCGCGUGAUAUCGUAGAUUGUGUGUACUGUGUUUGUUUGUGCUUGUUACAGCCUAUAUUGUCAACUGCUUCUCACGAGGUACACAAAUGCAGUUAAUAAAGAUGGUUUAUCGAAGCAGAUUCCCAAAUAAAUUGCUGCCGCCGAUGACCGAGUAACUGACGUGCUAGACCUGACACGAGGUCCUCACCUGCGUUAGAUACGUGUGGGCCAUCUAUCCGCGUCCAAGCUGUGUCGAGGCAUCCAAGUCAUGGUAUCGAAGUUCGACACAAACUUCGGUUGUGAGGAUUUUUUCGGGACUUAUCGUUGCACCCAAGACAUGGCUUGUGAUCGUGGUGAUUCGGACUUCGAGUUCAUCAUACCGCCAGAAGCGCCGGUCUUCGAACCAAGUACUGAAGAGUUUCACGACCCCCUUGGCUACAUUGCGAAAAUACGACCGAUCGCAGAGAAGUCUGGCAUUUGUAAAAUCAAGCCGCCGCCUAAUUGGCAGCCACCAUUUGCUGUUGAUGUCGAUAAAUUCAAAUUUGUUCCAAGAAUACAAAGACUAAAUGAAUUAGAGGCAAAAACGAGGAUAAAACUUAAUUUCUUAGAUCAGAUUGCAAAAUUCUGGGAACUUCAAGGUUCAUCUUUAAAAAUUCCUCUUGUUGAACGCAAAGCUCUUGAUUUAUAUUCUCUGUAUAAGAUAGUUACUGAUGAAGGAGGAAUUGAAACAGUAACAAAAGAAAGGAGGUGGGCAAAAAUUGCAAAUAAAUUAGGUUAUCCUUCUGGACGCAGUGUUGGAAGUAUUCUAAAAAAUCACUAUGAACGUAUUUUAUAUCCAUUUGAUGUUUUUAAACAAGGAAAGACAUUGGCAGAUAUUAAAAUUGAACCAGAUUCUAAUGUAACUGGAAAGAAAGAUAGAGAUUAUAAACCACAUGGAAUUAUAUCUCGACAACAAAUUAAACCCCCAGCUGAGAAAUUUUCACGUCGGUCAAAAAGAUUUACUAGUCAGGAAGAAAAGCCAGAAGUAUCUAUAAAACAAGAAGAUUGUAAAGAGGAAUGUGAUUCUGACAAUGAUUGUAAAGAUGGAAUUAAAAAUAAACAAUAUAAUGACGAUAAAGAUAAUAGCAAGGAACUUAAAAAAUUACAAUUUUAUGGACCUGGACCAAAAAUGGCUGGAUUUAAUACUAAAGAAGGAAAAAAAUCAAACAAAACUAGAGGAGUAAAGCUUGUUUAUGAAGUCGAUCCAUUGGCAAAGUACAUUUGUCACAAUUGUGGAAGAGGUGACAAUGAAGAAAAUAUGCUUUUAUGUGAUGGAUGCGAUGACAGUUAUCAUACCUUUUGUCUUAUGCCGCCAUUAACAGAAAUACCAAAAGGUGAUUGGAGAUGUCCAAAGUGUGUUGCAGAAGAAGUUUCUAAGCCGAUGGAAGCAUUCGGAUUUGAACAGGCACAAAGGGAAUAUACUCUUCAACAAUUUGGAGAAAUGGCUGAUCAAUUUAAGAGCGAUUAUUUCAACAUGCCCGUACAUAUGGUGCCGACAUCAUUAGUGGAAAAAGAAUUUUGGCGAAUAGUUUCUUCAAUUGAUGAAGAUGUAACUGUAGAGUAUGGAGCAGAUUUACACACAAUGGAUCAUGGAUCUGGCUUUCCAACAAAAACAAGUGUCAAUUUGUUCACAUGUGAUCAAGAGUAUGCUGAAUCUUCAUGGAAUUUGAAUAAUUUACCAGUUUUACGUGGAAGUGUAUUAGGUCAUAUAAAUGCUGAUAUUAGUGGCAUGAAAGUACCAUGGAUGUAUGUUGGAAUGUGUUUCGCAACAUUCUGUUGGCAUAACGAAGAUCAUUGGAGUUAUUCGAUCAAUUAUUUACAUUGGGGAGAGCCAAAAACAUGGUAUGGUGUGCCAGGCUCUCAAGCGGAACGAUUUGAACAAUCGAUGAAAUCGGCUGCACCAGAAUUGUUUCAUAGUCAACCAGAUUUACUUCACCAGUUAGUUACUAUCAUGAAUCCAAACAUUUUAACGAAUGAAGGUGUUCCAGUAUUCAGAACUGAUCAACACGCAGGAGAGUUCGUGGUAACAUUUCCAAGAGCGUAUCACGCAGGUUUUAAUCAGGGAUAUAAUUUUGCGGAAGCUGUGAAUUUUGCUCCUGCUGAUUGGCUCAAAAUUGGACGAGAAUGCAUAACGCAUUAUUCAAAUUUAAGACGAUUUUGUGUAUUUUCUCACGAUGAAUUGGUGUGUAAAAUGUCGUUGGAUCCAGAUUCAUUAGAUAUAGGAAUUGCAACUGCAACUUAUCAUGAUAUGCUUCAAAUGGUAGAUGAUGAAAAAAAGUUACGGAAGAAUCUGUUGGAAUGGGGUGUAACAGAAGCAGAACGAGAGGCAUUUGAACUUUUACCAGACGAUGAGAGACAGUGUGAAGCGUGCAAGACAACUUGUUUCUUGAGUGCAGUUACAUGUUCAUGCCAAAGUUCUCAGUUAGUUUGUUUAAGGCAUUUCACAGAACUUUGUGAUUGUCCCCCGGAAAAGCACACGUUGCGUUAUCGCUACACUUUGGACGAGUUACCAAUUAUGUUACAAAAAUUAAAAUUAAAAGCAGAGUCAUUUGACUCGUGGGUGACAAAAGUAAAAGAGGCAAUGGACCCUGAUAAGAAGAGUGAUAAAAUUGAAUUAAGUGAAUUGAAAGAACUGUUACAUGAAGCGGAAAGUAAAAAAUUCCCAGAAAGUGAAUUACUCAUAGCUUUAACAACUGCUGUGCAAGAUGCUGAAAAAUGUGCAAGUGUUGCGCAACAACUUUUAAACAACAAACAGCGUACGAGAACCAGACAAUCUGUUGAAACUAAAUACAAGCUUACAGUAGAAGAAUUGACACUUUUCUAUAAAGAAAUAACAAAUUUAUGCUGUGAACUCAAGGAGUCUGAUGGAGUAAAAUUUAUACUUGAUCAAGUAUUGCAAUUUCAAAAAGAAGCAAAAGAAGUAGAAUCUAAAGAAGAUGAUUGCGAUAUUGAACAGUUGGAAAAAUGUAUCGAGUUUGGUGAUUCUAUUUGUAUUGAACUACCUCAACUUAUAUGUUUGAAACAAAAAUUAGCGCAAAUACAAUGGCUUGAGGAAGUAAAGUCUAUCCAAGAAGAUCCAAAGUCAAUACAUCGUGAUGAUUUAGCAAAAUUAAUUGAAAAAGGUAUGACAAUGCCUCCUCAUUUAAAUAUAGAAAAUACUCUCUCAGAGUUGCAAGCAUUAAUGGUUGCAAUUGACAACUGGGAAGAAAAAGCAAAAUUGUAUUUACAUACUAAAAAUAGACAAACUAUUGCAUCUCUUGAAGAAUUUAUUCAUGAAGCUGAUAAAGUAGAAGCUUAUCUACCAAGUUUAGAUGUUCUUCAAGAUACGUUAAAUAAAGCAAAAAAUUGGACAAAAAUAAUGGACGAGAUACAAGCAAGAGAUAACUUUCCAUACUAUAAUACAUUAGAUGAUCUAAUUAAGAAAGGCCGAAAUAUUCCACUGCACCUAGAUGCUCUUCCAAUCUUAGAAUCCACGCUUUCACAAGCAAAAGCAUGGAAAGAGAGGACAGCGAGAACAUUCCUAAGAAAAAAUUCACAUUAUACUUUAAUGGAAGCUUUAUCACCACGAAUUGGUGUUGGUAUACAAGCAUUAAAAGCUAAAAAGAAUAAAAUUGAAGAUUCUGUCGGACCUGUCUUCGUCUGUGAUACAAAAUUGGACGAUUCCAAUGAUUCAGCUACUAUAGUGGCCGCUUUUAAAUUAGCUGAACAACGCGAAAUGGAAGCAAUGCGGAAUUUAAGGGAAAGGAACCAAAUGAAAACCAAAAUUGAAGAUUCAAAGUAUUGUGUUUGUCGUCGACCAAGAUUCGGGCUUAUGCUUCAGUGUGAACUUUGCAAGGAUUGGUUCCACUCAAAUUGUGUACCUUUGCCAAAGACAUCAUAUAAGGGAAAAUUUCCAAUGUCGAGGGAAAUUAAAUUUUUGUGUCCGUGUUGUUUACGUUCAAGACGGCCACGAUUAGAGACAAUUUUGGCACUUUUAGUUAGUCUUCAGAAAAUUCCUAUUCGUUUGUCAGAAGGUGAAGCGUUACAGUGUUUGACAGAACGUGCAAUGAAUUGGCAGGAUCGAGCUCGACAAGCAUUAGCCACAGAUGAAAUUUCGACGGCAUUAGCAAAAUUAUCUGUGCUAUCACAAAAGUUAGUGGAAGCAGCAGCAAGGGAGAAGACAGAAAAAAUUAUUAGCAGUGAAUUGAAAAAGGCAGCGAAUAAUCCUGAAUUACAUCAGAGGGUUCAAGCAAUUGCACCGCUCAGUGGUGUACACUCAGAUGACAGUGCACUUAGUACUGCGUAUCAAAAAUUCAGCGUAAAACACAAUCAAAUGACGCAACGGAAGUCGCAGUUGUACUUUCACAAACAGCAAGAAUACGUCUAGAAGAACUAAUGAUGGAAGGCGAUUUAUUAGAAGUCGCACUCGAUGAAACACAACACAUAUGGCGUAUCCUGAGUCAUACAAAUAGCCCCAGUACAAUCCGAAAGUAUGCAUCGUAUGACGAAGUUCAUACUAACUUGAAUCAAGACAUAAAAGACGUAAAAAAGCGUGGAAGGAAAAGGAAAUCCGACGAAUUAGAAUUAUUGAAAAAACUUGGAAGACAAAAGAUGGAAGAAAAAAAUUUAGCUAAACGAAAAGGAUUACAGAAAGAGAAAAAAUUAGCUAGUUCUCCAGUGCCAAUGAAGCGUGGACCUCGUAAGAUGAAACGUAAAGAAGGCGAAGAAGGGCCAAAAAGAAGAGGUGGUCACAGAAAGAAGACUAAACAGGAUACUUCGGACGAAGAGGAUGAUUGUGCUGCUGUCAAUUGUUUACGACCCAACGGUAGAGAAGUUGAUUGGGUACAAUGUGAUGGCGGCUGUGAAGGUUGGUUCCAUAUGCAUUGUGUUGGAUUAGAUCGUACAGAAAUUGCAGAAGAGGACGAUUAUAUAUGUAGUAAUUGUAAAGAGACAGAGCAAAAUUCAACGUCAAGAGCGCCAGACCCCCUAGCUGAAUCAUUAGGCCUGGAUGCACUUCUUUCCCUUUCUCAAUCUCAGGGAUACCAGGGCACAGAUAAUGAGGCAGAUAUUCAAGAAACCACAUCCUUCGUCAGGACAUACUAACCUACUUUACCUUGUUAAUUCUGUACAAGGCUAUAAUGUUUAUCAAUUUCAACUGACUGGGCACUUACGGUUCGACAAUUAAUAUUAUCUACAACCAUCAUUCAGUCAGUUGGUACUGCAGAUUAUCGGAUGCCGUUUGAAUACUGUUGCGAGUGGAUAUUGAAGAUAAAGUAUUAUACUACGGUCGAAUGGCAAUCUUGACGACUGCGAAUGUUAUUUUUCUAUUUUGAUUUGAUGCAAAACUAUUAACUUUUUGUAUGUAUUAUAUUAUAUUGUAUUUCAUUUUUCCGAGAUAACAGAUGUUUAUCAAGAAGAAGAUUUAUUGUACAAGUACAAUACAUUUAUUUAUAAUUGAGGAAAAUUAAUUUAGUACAUUGAUAUUUAAUGUUAAUUUAUAAUAUUAUAACCUGCUUGUUUUUAUCCAAAAUAACAUAUUGCUUUUGAUAUGAUUCCGAUUAAAAGAUAAAACCUAAAUCAUUAUGUAUAUUGUACAGAUCAAGUAUCGCGGAUGAACCGUGAUAUACUACUUUGUGGUUUACAUGGGAUUUUAGAAAAUAGAUAUUUUGCAUCUCAUUGUAACACUUAUUUCUUAUCUCUCGCUGCAAUGGUUGAUAAAACAUACAGGCUUUGCGAGACCAAUGAUUGUUAAAUAAUUAACGAUAUGCGUUUAGCAUUAUUUAUAAUGCUAUUUAUAGUACGAAUGACGCUCUUUUCUUAAGCGAACGUACGACUAAAAAAAGGAUAUGAAAGAUAACGAGGGAAAGAAAGGAGUGUAUAAUUUUAUCUAAUGAUUUAGGUGAUCUGUGACAUAAGAUAAAAAUUAGCGACGGCGACAAUGUAAAAAAAAAAAGAAGUCAUCUCAAAUUAUACUUCUAUUGAAAGGAAGAUUCCGUCGGUUUUGUAUCGGUUUUUAAUUGUAAUGGCGCAAGAGAAUUUCUCUUGCGUUAAAAUAGUAUGUACAGAUAGACUGAGAUAUGUGUGUAUUAAGAUAUAGAUAUUAUUAUACAUAUAUAUAAGAAAUUAGAUUGAAUUAUAGAAGUAAGUUACAGUUUGUAUAAAACAGAGAAUUGACACGCAGAUACAUAGCAUAUCUAAAUCUGCCUUCCUGAGAUAAUUGAUUAGAAUUUAUUGGAUUUUGGACCAGAGUGUACAACUUAUAUAAUUUAUAAGAGUUUGUAAAUCAUUUGAUUUUCAUUUCAUUUCAUUUCAUUCUUCUUGUUCGUUUGUAAUAAUCGUUUUACAUUAUGGUAUUAUUGACUUCAGUGAUCAUUGUUCGAAUGGCCUAAAAUUAUAUACAUUUUGCAAUGUAAAUUCUGCAUCUGAUUCUAAAUUCUAGUAUUAGAAAAGAUUGAUUUUACGAUUUCAACCGAUUAACGAAUGAAAGUAUUUAUUUUAAUUCUUAUAAUUGUAUUAUAUUUUAUAAUAUUUGGUAGCUUGAUGACUUUAUACAUUGGUGUGCUAAUCUUUUUAUCUUGUACAUUCAACAUUAGUUCGAGUUCAACGUUAAAAACGUGCUAACUCCUCCUCCUCUAUUGUUAACAUUCAUAUGACGUAAUUCAUCGAUGUAGUAUAAUUAAAGCUUACUUAUUACUUUAUACAUUAAAGUAUUAUAAAAUUACUAAAUAUUAUAAAGAUGAUACUUACAUUAACGAUAAGAUAUAUUCCAUAAUAAAUCAUUUUAUAAAUGUUGUAAGUGUUACAAAUAUGUGGAUAUAUAAAUGGAUCUCAUUCCCAAUGAAACAGAACAGAAAAAACUAGUUAAAAAUACAUCGCUAUCGAUUGGUGUGAAAUAUAGAUUAUGGGAUGUAAUUUGUGUAUUUAAUGUUGACUCUGGUACAAAACCGUGUUUCGCCUAUUAGUUGAUAAUGAAAUUCUUUACUAGUAUACUUUUUAGUAUGAUUGUUCAAGCUAAUUCCUUUUUUUUUUUUUUUUU
Messenger RNA from Heterotrigona itama, 7085 nucleotides. Lineage: Eukaryota; Metazoa; Arthropoda; Insecta; Hymenoptera; Apidae. The record is from the annotation of a GenBank genome assembly.